This is a messenger RNA of Salvia splendens (bonfire salvia), 953 nucleotides long. RefSeq lists its product as uncharacterized. The transcript is spliced from 6 exons. Bases 136 to 777 code for a protein of 213 amino acids. Gene Ontology annotation, biological process: chaperone-mediated protein complex assembly; protein folding. Gene Ontology annotation, cellular component: cytosol; nucleus. NCBI's taxonomy places the organism in Eukaryota, Viridiplantae, Streptophyta, Magnoliopsida, Lamiales, Lamiaceae. The record is from RefSeq and is a predicted model, not a curated record. Gene Ontology annotation, molecular function: Hsp90 protein binding; protein-folding chaperone binding.
UUCCAAAACUAUUUGGAUUGGAGGGUUUAAAAGGAGGAGGAGACUUUGGGAGCAGGGCAUCUACUUCUCUUUACUUUCUCACUCUCCAUUUUCUUCCUCUCUAGGGUUUCUACUGCCUCUCUCUCAGAUUCGAAUAUGAGCCGACACCCUGAAGUGAAGUGGGCUGAAAGGGAGGACAAGAUCUAUCUCACAGUGCUUCUGGCAGAUGCGAAAGACCCUAAGGUCAAUGUUGACCCUGAUGGUACAUUUACAUUUUCUGCCGCUGCUGGGACUGACAGUAACCUCUAUGAACUCAAGUUGGAGCUUCUUGAUAAGAUCAAUGCAGAGGAGUGCAAGAUAAACAUAGGUGUGCGCAGUAUUGUCUGUGUAUUGGAGAAAGCUGAGAAGAAAUGGUGGACAAAGUUGUUGCGUGGAAAUGAGAAGACACCUCACUACGUGAAAGUAGAUUGGGAUAAAUGGGUAGAUGAAGAUGAUGAUGGUGCUGGUGCACCAUCAGACUUAGAUUUAGGUGGUAUGGAUUUCUCGAAAUUUGGUGAUAUGGGUGGCAUGGGAGGCAUGGGAGGCAUGGGGGGCAUGGGUGGAAUGGGUGGCAUGGAUAUGAGCGCCUUGGCUGGAAUGGGUGGCAUGGGUGGAAUGGGUGGCUUCGGAGAUGAUGCUAUGGGAAAUGACUUUGAAGACAGUGACGAUGAAGAGGUGACAAAACCAGAGGGGGAGGCAGUUCCCAAGGCAGAAGCAGAAACAUUGAAGGAUAAAGCAGAACCCUUGCCGAGCUCAUGAAUGAGGAUGUGAUACAGACUGCAUAUGUUUUCUGCUUGGGUUCCCAACUUUUAUUUAGUGAUAUGUUGCGUAGGUGUGCUUUCUGUGAGAGUAAUGGCUUCUUUGCCUGAAUUUUUAUACUACUGAACCAAUUUUAUUUUAUUGCACUCUCGGGGCAGAUUAAUAUUUUCAUCCAA